Aspergillus aculeatinus CBS 121060 is the source of this 367-nucleotide messenger RNA. RefSeq lists its product as uncharacterized. The record is from RefSeq and is a predicted model, not a curated record. The transcript has a single exon. Lineage: Eukaryota; Fungi; Ascomycota; Eurotiomycetes; Eurotiales; Aspergillaceae. Bases 121 to 318 code for a protein of 65 amino acids.
UUCAUACUGAGAUUCGUAUUGUGAGUCACGGACUCUCGAUACAUAUCGGCUCGCAGCCUAUCGGGCUUUCCAAAUGCUUCUAUCAACCGCGCCAGGUGUGGUAUUCGGUUCUCAGUGGUCAUGAGAUUCGCCUUACUCCAAGAUUAUUGGCUCCAUGGCACCAUGUCCGCGCGUGAGAGAAUUUUUGUCGUUCUUUCAAUUGGCAUCACGACUUUUUCCAUGGUGGAUGCUAUACUAAAGUAUUCCAUUCUCCAGUUCAGAACUGUACGAAGAUACGACCGACACGAUCAAUCCAUUAGAUCUAGAUUAGUUAUAUAGAGAGGAAUAGAGCAUCAAACCUGGUAUUGGCUCAGCGAAUACAUUGUCC